This is a messenger RNA of Vespa crabro (European hornet), 3827 nucleotides long. RefSeq names its product mucin-17. Lineage: Eukaryota; Metazoa; Arthropoda; Insecta; Hymenoptera; Vespidae. Bases 236 to 3091 code for a protein of 951 amino acids. The transcript is spliced from 9 exons. The record is from RefSeq and is a predicted model, not a curated record.
UGUAAAGAAGCCGGCGGCGAGUGAAGAGAGGGAAACCGCCUUACCAUCCAGUCACUCCAAGGCAAGCUCUAAAGAAUGUCGAGUGCUGUGAAUCGCGACAACAUCGAAUUAUCUUUGUGAGUUUACUUCGACUUGAAUUCGUCUCACGCUACUACCCUGAGAUCGUACGCCAACAACGUUGGAUUAACCGAUUAAUAUAUUUAGACGGAUGACGUAAACCAAAACAUAAAAAACAAUGAAGCUGAGGCAUCUUAUAUUCUUAGUUUUUACUUAUGUUUUUGUCUAUUCAGGACAAAUUUAUAGCGUUAAUUCAGUGGAUCCUGCAGCUGUAAAAAAUGAUUUUACGACACAGACAGUUUACGGAUUCUUGGAUUUUACAACGACGAUCGGAAAUACAGUUAUGGUUUUCAGCCCUCAAAGUUCUCCACCAGAGGGAGACAAAACAAAAAGUCCUGGACCAGCGAUACAAACAAAACCUGUCGAGAAAAAGCCCAUUCCAGAUAUUCAACCAAGUAAAACCCAUAAGCCAAACAAUCAAGGAGAAACAAAAAAACAAGUACAGAAAAAUUCGAAAGUUGUGAUCAAUUCUGUGGUCCAGCAAAAUAUUAUCAAUUUAUCCGAAGAUAAACAGAAACAAGUAAUCAAAAGCGAAGUGAGCUCGCAUACUCCUAUAAAAGCCACUACGGUGAAUCCUGUCACUUCUUCCGUCGUUCAAGUCCAAUCAAAGGAAGAAAUUCUAGGAGUAAAAAAUAAUCUUGCUGAACCUGAAUACGACUAUUUAUCGAAACAGCCAACUGAAGUCAUCGACGAAACGUACAAGUUGAUCAAUCUGAAACCUUCGAGUAAAAUCGCUUCGAAACCAAGAUCUGCUGCACGAAGAGAAAAAGAGAAUCCAACUGGGUUAGUAACAAAACUCGGUGGUACUAUUGUUAAAGACGGAUUAACGACGGUUCAUGAAACAAGUGUAAUUGGCACGUACAUCAAUGGAAAGUACGCGCAAGUUUUACAAAGUUCCUCGCGUAUUAUCGUCGGGACAUCCUCGAAUUUGGAGGGCAAAAUAAGACCAUCGAAUACUCUCAGAAUAUUAAAGACGAUUGGCCCACAACACGGAAAGUUAAAGCCACAGUUGGAGCCUACGCCGACAAGUCAACAAGAAGAAUCAUCUUUACCAUUGGAAAUUCUAUUCAGUGCACCGGCAGGUUCUUCCGUACGAACAACUCGAAGACAUUCGACCGCCAACGCUAACCGUCCGAAAUAUCGUAGUAAAACUUCUGAAGAUUAUGAUAAUGCCGAGGUUCAAGCGAGAACAUCAACAAAACAACGUGCUACCACGGCGCGACCAAAUUACAAAAAUCGUGUUCAGAACGAAGGGAAAUCAUCAACCACGACACAGGAACCACAAACGACUCGUCGUCGUACCAGCUUCAGACCAAGCAAUCAGGCAAAUUCCUCCCCGAGGCAAACCAAUAAACAGAAGAACCAACAGCCACAGCAACAACAACAGCAACAGACAACGUCAACGAGUCCUUUGCCUAAAUUGAAACUUCCAAGAACUCAGGGUCGAUGGUCAUAUAAAACUACUCCUAAACCAAGAAUCACAAUUCGUAAGCAAGUCGAUGAGGAUGAUUCACGUGUAUCAACCGAAACAGUUAUAACUGAACAGGCAUCAACACCAGGUGAUGAUAAAGCUAGCAGUACUACUUCCGUUGGAGUCAUUACGACGACAACUACAGCUACAACCUCUAAUGGUCAACGGAAGGCCCCAGAAACGUCAUUGUCGAACGAAGAACUCGAUCCAAGCGAGUCGGAAGAUGUACCUCACGUUAGCGUACAAGAUCAGAUACACGCGGAUCAAACUUUACCGAUAGAAACUCUUAAUGUUGAGAUUUCAACGGCCGCCAAUCUCAAUGACGUUUAUUUUGAAAUAGCCACGAUUAAAUCUCCUUAUACGUUCCAGGUGGGAACUUUACGAAACACACGUUACAUAACGGUUACGUCUACAAUGAAAAAGUCGUUUGCAGUACCUGAACCUACGAGUACUUUGCCAAUGACGGAACCUCUGACUGAGAACAUCUUGGCAAAUACAGGAGCGGCUUACGAAACAAGUCUGCCACUUGAUUCUUCCGUAGCUACGCUUCCAGCGAUAUCUUUAGAUGCUGGUCAAGUAACACCACCGUUAGAAACACUUACGGAAACAUUUUCGACUACUCAAACUCUCUUGAAAACUCAUUUGUUACCGGUGAUACAUGAUGGCAAUACCACAAAAUUGACUCUCGUUCAGACCUACAACAUAGCUCGAUCGGUUACCGCUACGAAAACUCUACCACCGAUGGAAAUUUAUCAAUUUAUUCCUAGUAAAACAUUGAACGAAUUCAAUUCAAAACUGGAAGAGGCUGGAAGCGAGCUUCAUUUGGAAUUAGAUUUCGGUGACGAGGACAGAGACGACGAAGAUAUCCCUAAAAGAAUUGUAGCACCUAGCAGUGAUGUAUAUUCCGAAUUAGAUCUUUUCAGAUCGGUGACACCUACAAAGGUAAAAUCAGACACGCCUAGUACUAGUUCAGCCGAACCACAACUUUCUCUCGAACAAGCACAGCAACUUGCUUUGCUUAAAUAUUUUGGGCAACCUCAACAACAAGUAAUCACGACUUCGAGGCCCGUCGUAGUGCUUGAAACCGUUUACGAAUCUCAUGUAAUACCAAUAGUUAAUAAUGGAAAUACGCAUUACUCGACCUUAUCUAGACCGGUAGCUACAGUACCAAGGACAUCCUACGAAUACUCGACAUCUACAAUUCCACCUGUUCUUCCACCUCCAAUACCUCAGGUACCACUUUUUCCGCAACAACAACCCCAAUUUACAGUCACAAGCGCACCGCUCGUCACACAAACUUUAGUGACCGUAUCAGACUCAAGAGUGCUCAAACUAACAUUCGGAGCAAAGACGGCAUACACCACAUUGUUCUCUACUAAAGUAGUACCGACAGAACUUACGACGUACGUGACGAGCACCAUACCUUUACAACCAACCAUUCCAGCUUUUCCUGGUUAUUAUCCUCCACCAGUUGGUUACCCUCCUUUCCCUUACGUAGGAUAAUAAUCCUUGCUUUGUUCUAUGGAAUUCUUGCAAGGAGGAAGCUUAAAUUACACUUUGGUUACGUAGAUGCAUGUUAGAUGAGAACUUUUCUAGUACUUACCUACAUAAUGAUAUUUUUCAAAUAGCAUACAUCUACUACCUCAGACAAAGGUGCUAAAAAAUAUCAGCUUCCUAUCAAUUGAACGAGUUACGAACAAGUUACAAACAAACAAUUUCUCUUUGCUCAUCAUUUCAUAUUUAAUGUGAAAACAUCUUUUCAUUUAUUCGUUAGAAUUGUUUGAGAAAAAACAAUGCAUGUUCAUAUCAUAAAUUUAACAAUUUAAUUAUCCUUCAAACAUAACCGUGACAUAUCGAAUAUUUUUAAAAUCUUUAUUUAUAUGUUCGAUGAAAUUGAAUUACAAUUAAAAAAAAGAUUAUUAAGAAGAUAAAACUCUGGGAAGGAAGAAAGAGAGCGAUCAUGAAGAAAGAAUUAGCCAGAUCAUGGAUAAAUAUUGUAGAUCAGUACAAAAACGAAGAAAUGAUUUAACAAACAUUCUUCUUAUCGAUAUCAGGUAUUAAGGGAAACUUUAAUAUAAGUAUAAUUAAAAAAUACGCAUAUACCAUUUUAUGUUCUGUUGGCAGAAAAACAAAUUUUUGUAAAUAAGUUAUUAAAUAUAUUAUAUUAUCUCUCGUGUAUUAUUGUAUGUAUUACGAAUUUUGUAAAUAAAGUUUUAAAAGCUCUUACAAUCUUCCUCUU